Messenger RNA from Colletotrichum orchidophilum, 2367 nucleotides. RefSeq names its product glucan 1,3-beta-glucosidase. Bases 1 to 2367 code for a protein of 788 amino acids. The transcript has 6 exons. Gene Ontology annotation, molecular function: polygalacturonase activity. NCBI's taxonomy places the organism in Eukaryota, Fungi, Ascomycota, Sordariomycetes, Glomerellales, Glomerellaceae. The record is from RefSeq and is a predicted model, not a curated record.
AUGCGCGUAACGGCUGCUUUUUGGCUCGCGGCGGCGACCCUCGCCAGAGCGGCGUACUGGAUGGAAGAUAUUGCCCACCAGGGCAUCUCACCAUACCACCCGGACCCGAACUACCAGGUCUUUCGCAACGUCAAAGACUUUGGCGCAAAGGGCGACGGCCUGACGGACGACACCGCGGCCAUUAACCUGGCCAUCAGCUCGGGCGAGCGGUGCGCGCCGGGGAAGUGCAAGGGCGAGACGACGUCGCCCGCCACCGUCUACUUCCCUCCCGGAACGUAUCUCAUUUCUGGCUCCAUCAUUGAUUACUUUUACACGCAAAUCAUCGGUGACCCUACCGACCGCCCAGUGAUCAAGGCCGCGGCCGAUUUCCCCACCAACACCACCCUCGGCCUCCUCGACGGAAACCAAUACGGCGCGAAUGGCCUCAGCUGGGGAGCCACCAACGUCUUCUUCAGACAGGUCCGCAACCUCAUCUUUGAUACCACGGCCAUCCCUGCCUCUGCUUCUGCCCUGGGAAUCCAUUGGCCCUCGUCGCAGGCUACUUCCAUCACCAACUGUGUGUUCCGCCUCGCCGAGGGCCCAGACAGCAAGCACGUCGGCAUCUUCAUCGAGGACGGCUCCGGUGGCCUCCUCAACGAUCUGGACUUUUACGGAGGACAGUAUGGCGCGAAUUUUGGCAACCAGCAAUUCACUACAAGAGGGCUGCGCUUCUGGAACGCUCAGGUAGCCAUCAACCAACUCUGGGACUGGGGCUGGACGUACAAGAGCAUCUACGUCGAGAAUUGCGGAAUUGGUAUCCGUAUGCAGGAUAACAGCACGUCAUCUGUCACUCUGAUCGACUCGCAGUUCGUCAACACCCAGACCGCGAUCCGCACGAGCCGAGAGCCCGGCGUCACCAUUCCCGCGACGGCCGGCACUCUCGUCAUGGAGAACGUAGCCUUCUCCAAGGUCCGCACCAUCCUCCUCGGACCCAAGAACAACACCAUCAUCGCAGGUACCGCUAGCGCCACCGUCUCCCAGGGCUUCGCCAUGGGCCACAUCUACACACCCUCCGGUCCCACGGACUACACCGGCUCCGAAGCGGGCUACUUCCCCGUCUACCCGGCCCUCCUCGAAUCCUCUUCCGGCAACGGCACGAAAAAGUACUACGAACGCUCCAAGCCGCACUACGAAGACGUCCCCUCAAGCCUCGUCAUCUCGGCCCGCUCCUUCGGCGCCAGGGGCGACGGCGUGACGGACGAUACCGUGGCCCUCAACAACCUCUUCAGCUACGUCGUCGCCAACCCGGCCGCAGGCCUCCUCGCCUUCGUCGACGCGGGAACCUACUUCGUCUCCGACACCGUCUUCAUCCCGCCCGGAGCCCGCAUCGUCGGCGAGGCCCUGGCGUCCAUCAUCAUGGGCGGCGGUGCAAAGUUUCAGCAUAUCAACAAGCCGCACCCGGUCGUGAAAGUUGCUAUCCCGGGCCAGUGCGGGACGAUUGAGUGGUCUGACAUGAUUGUCUCCACGCGCGGGUCCGCACCAGGUGCCAAGGUCAUUGAGUAUAACCUCAACACCGUCGGCGAGCCGUCUGGCAUGUGGGACGUGCAUAUUCGCGUUGGAGGGUUUGCUGGUACGCAGCAGCAGCUGAAGGAAUGUCCUACGACGCCUAAUGCCACCGUCACCGCGGAUACCAUUGACAAGAACUGUAUUGCGGCGUGGAUGAGCAUGCACAUUACCAAGCCGGCUUCUGGACUUUUGCAGGAAAACUGCUGGAUCUGGACGGCUGAUCAUGACCUUGAGGAUCCCGACUACAAACAGGUCACUAUCUACAAUGGUCGCGGUUUGCUGAUCGAGUCGACUGCCGGCAAGAUCUGGCUGUCCGCAUCUGGAGUCGAGCACCACACGCUCUACCAGUACAUGCUCUUCAAGACCAGAGACGUAUACAUGGGCCAGAUUCAAUCCGAGACCCCUUACUACCAACCCAACCCGCCAGCAACGAUUCCGUUCCCCCGCGUAAAGGGCUACCACGACCCAGAUUUCAAAAAAGAGUGCAAGGACGCCGACCCCGCCGGCCCGCCGUGCAAGAUGGCGUGGGGCCUGCGCGUCAUCGGCAGCCGCAACGUCGUCGCCUUUGGUGCGGGACACUACUCCUUCUUCAACAACUACAGCACGGCGUGCUGCCAGAUCGGGGCCGGGGCGAGGUGCCAGCAGCGCAUCGUCGACGUCCGGGACGCGCCAGGCAACUGCACCGCCACGGACAACUUGGACAUCUAUAACCUGCAGAUCGUGGGCACGACGGCCAUGGUGACGCGUUACGGGAAGGAUGUGGCGUUUUACAAGGAUAAUAUCGCUGGGUUCACGGCUGGUAUUGCAUUGUACCAGCACUGA